UCCGGAACCCGUCUCAUGUACACACUCUACCACAUUCUCACCUCCACCGUAUGCUGCCUGAUGCUGUCCAGGACAGCUGCUGAAGCGAUCAAGGAAAGUGUGCCUUUCUACGGGAUGAUCUGUGAUCACCUGCAGCCGGGCUCGGACUGCGACAUGCUGAUUGGUUACUCGGCCGUCUACAGGGUUUGCUUUGGGACCACCUGCUUCCACCUGCUUCUCUCCAUCUUCCUCCUCAACGUCAAGUCCAGCCGCGAUUCCCGCGCACUCAUACACAAUGGUUUCUGGUUCCUGAAAUUCCUAAUCCUGGUUGGAAUGGCGGCUGCUGCUUUCUUUAUUCCAGGCGAAUCCUUCCUGCACAUCUGGCGCUACAUUGGAGUGAUCGGUGGCUUCGUUUUCAUCCUCACUCAGCUCGUCCUCAUCACUGCAUUCGCUCACUCCUGGAACAAGAAUUGGAUGACAGGAGCGGAAGAGGACAAGCGCUGGUUCCUGGCAGUGGUGGGAGCCACACUGGGCUUCUACACCAUAGCUUUGACCGCCUUCUCCCUGAUGUACAAGUUCUACACACAUCCCUCUGGCUGCCUUCUCAACAAGUUCCUCCUCAUUCUUAACUGUGUCCUCUGCUUUACAGUCUCAUUCCUGUCUGCCACUCCCUGCGUCCAGCAGAAACAGCCGCGUUCCGGCUUGCUUCAGGCCUCCAUUAUCAGCUGUUACGUCAUGUACCUGACAUUCUCUGCUCUAUCCAGUCGCCCACCUGACAGAGUGGAAUACCAGGGUCAGAACAUAAGCAUCUGUUUCCCGAGUGUCAGUAAGGAUGGAAUGCAGACUGAGGACACUUUGGUAGCCACGGUUGGUGCUGCUAUCAUGUACGGCUGUGUGCUGUUUGCUUGCAAUGAAGCCUCAUACCUUGCCAGGGUUUUUGGCCCUUUCUGGAUGAUCAACGUGUACAGAUAUGAAUUCAAGAAAGCCUCCUGCCACUUUUGCUGCCCUGAUGAGGAUGAAGAUGGAGAACAUUCGUAUGAGAUUGACAACAAAGGAGGCCAGAGAGUGAUACAGAACGAGCAGGACAGCGUUUCCUACAGUUACUCCUACUUUCACUUUGUCUUCUUCCUCGCCUCUCUUUAUGUCAUGAUGACCCUCACAAACUGGUUCAACUACGAGUCGGUCUCUCUGGAGACAACCUUCUCAUACGGGAGCUGGUCAACCUUCUGGGUAAAAAUUAUUUCGUGCUGGCUCUGCGUCUUGAUGUAUCUCUGGAUUCUCCUGGCCCCAUUGUGCUGCCUGAGCAACAACCGGCGGAGGGUCAGCCACUCCAGGUAG
Molecule: messenger RNA, 1317 nt
Organism: Callorhinchus milii (elephant shark)
Lineage: Eukaryota; Metazoa; Chordata; Chondrichthyes; Chimaeriformes; Callorhinchidae
Gene: serinc4
Product: serine incorporator 4
Exons: 11
Coding region: 16-1317 (433 amino acids)
Cellular component (GO): membrane
Source: RefSeq, a predicted model, not a curated record